AACUUCAGUUUGUUAGCUAAGGCAGCUGGUGGUAAAGUCACCCUGAGGACUUGGGUUCUCCGGUAGCCACCGCGGCUUGAAGAGCAAGCGGGUACCAUGGACGGGAUCAGUCUCAUCACUAUAGAUAAUGACACGGAGGAAGUGGGCUCAGGUGACUAUGACUCCAUCAAGGAACCCUGCUUCAGGGAAGAAAACGCCAAUUUCAACCGAUUCUUCCUGCCCACCAUCUACUCCAUCAUUUUUUUGACUGGCAUAGUGGGUAAUGGAUUGGUCAUCCUGGUAAUGGGUUACCAGAAGAAACUGAGAAGCAUGACUGACAAGUAUAGGCUGCACCUGUCAGUGGCGGACCUCCUCUUUGUUCUCACACUUCCCUUCUGGGCAGUUGAUGCUGUGGCAGGCUGGUACUUUGGGAAGUUCCUAUGCAAGGCAGUCCACGUCAUCUACACGGUCAACCUCUACAGCAGUGUCCUCAUCCUGGCUUUCAUCAGUCUGGACCGGUACCUAGCCAUCGUCCACGCCACCAACAGUCAGAGGCCAAGGAAGCUGUUGGCUGAAAAGGUGGUUUAUGUUGGCGUCUGGAUACCCGCCCUUCUGUUGACUAUUCCUGAUUUCAUCUUCGCUAAUGUCAGUAAAUCGGAUGAGAAAUAUAUCUGUGACCGCUUCUACCCCAAUGACUUGUGGGUGGUUGUGUUCCAGUUUCAGCACAUCAUGGUUGGCCUCAUCCUUCCAGGGAUUGUCAUCCUGUCCUGCUAUUGCAUUAUCAUCUCCAAACUGUCACACUCCAAGGGCCACCAGAAGCGCAAGGCUCUCAAGACCACAGUCAUUCUCAUCCUGGCUUUCUUCGCCUGCUGGCUGCCCUACUACAUUGGGAUCAGCAUCGAUUCCUUCAUCCUCCUGGAAAUCAUCAACCGAGGCUGUGAGUUUGAGAAUACAGUGCACAAGUUGAUUUCCAUCACUGAGGCCCUCGCCUUUUUCCACUGUUGCCUGAAUCCUAUCCUCUAUGCCUUCCUUGGGGCCAAAUUUAAAACCUCUGCACAGCAUGCACUGACCUCUGUGAGCAGAGGGUCCAGCCUCAAGAUCCUCUCAAAAGGAAAGCGAGGUGGACAUUCUUCUGUUUCAACUGAAUCUGAAUCUUCAAGUUUUCAUUCCAGCUAACACUGAUUUAAAAGACUUUUUAAAAUACUAUACAGAACUUUUUUUUAAGUUACACAUUUUUCAUAUAUAAAAGACUGACCAAUGCUGUACAGUUUUUAUUGACUGUUGGAUUUUAUCUUGUGUUUUUUAGUUGUUGUGAGGUUUAAUUGACUUAUUUAUAUGAGUAUUUUUUGUUUCAUGUUGAUGAGCGUCUAGGCGGGACCUGUGGCCAAAUUCUUAGUUGCUGUGUAUCUGACUAUAGGACUGUAGUAAAGGAAACUGAACAUUCCAGAGUGUGUAGUGAAUCACAUUAAGCUAGCAGUGAUUCUUAGCUGUUUGUACAUAAAUAAUCUCUCUACUCCAGUGGAACUUUUUUUUUUCCUGUUGAUACAUUGUUUGGUUAUACUAUGUGAUUUUUCUGUAGAAGAUGGCACUUAUACCCAAAGCCUCAAGUGGUAUAUAAAUGGUGGUUUUUCAGUUUUCAGGAGUAAGUUGAUUUUAGAAUCUACAAUGUACAGUCUUUGUAUUAAGUUGGUAAUAAAAGUACAUGAUAAACUUA
Molecule: messenger RNA, 1693 nt
Organism: Orycteropus afer afer
Lineage: Eukaryota; Metazoa; Chordata; Mammalia; Tubulidentata; Orycteropodidae
Gene: CXCR4
Product: C-X-C motif chemokine receptor 4
Biological process (GO): neurogenesis; G protein-coupled receptor signaling pathway; immune response
Cellular component (GO): membrane
Molecular function (GO): cytokine binding; chemokine receptor activity
Source: RefSeq, a predicted model, not a curated record